Molecule: messenger RNA, 1254 nt
Organism: Triticum aestivum (bread wheat)
Lineage: Eukaryota; Viridiplantae; Streptophyta; Magnoliopsida; Poales; Poaceae
Product: cinnamoyl-CoA reductase 1
Exons: 4
Coding region: 87-1106 (339 amino acids)
Molecular function (GO): oxidoreductase activity, acting on the CH-OH group of donors, NAD or NADP as acceptor
Source: RefSeq, a predicted model, not a curated record
AACUACAGCUUGGAAGUCCACAUACAUAUCCAUACUUCUGUUGCCUAUAGCACCUUCUAGUUGGCAAACUCUCUGCAGACUGAGACAUGGGUUUUGAUCGUGCCAACACGGCUAACUGCGUCGCCACUGGCCGCGGACGCACCGUCUGUGUGACCGGCGCCGGCGGUUUCAUCGCGUCAUGGCUGGUGAAGCUCCUCCUGGAGAAGGGCUACACCGUCCACGGCACGGUCCGGAACCCUGAUGACGUGGCAAGGAAUGCCCACCUGGGAGCCUUGGAAGGGGCGGCGGAGCGGCUCACCCUCUUCCGGGUGGACCUGCUGGACAAGGAGAGCCUCAUCGCUGCAUUCCGAGGAUGCGAAGGCGUAUUCCAUACCGCAUGCCCCGUCACCGAUGACCCGGAAAAAAUGAUCGAGCCGGCGGUAAACGGGACGAGAAACGUGAUCAACGCCGCGGCGGAGGUGGGCGGCAUUCGGCGUGUGGUAAUGACGUCGUCGAUCGGCUCCGUGUACAUGGAUCCUCGUCGUAGCACCGAUGGGGAGGCCGACGAGACAUGUUGGAGUGACCUCGAGUUCUGCAAGAACACAAAGAACUGGUACUGCUAUGCAAAGACGGUGGCGGAGCAGGCGGCAUGGGAGCUCGCCAAGGAGAGGAAGCUUGACCUUGUGGUGAUCAACCCGUCUCUAGUGUUGGGCCCUCUACUACAGUCGGCGGUGAACGCCAGCACGUGGCACAUCGGCAAGUACCUUGACGGCUCGGUGCAGACGUACACCAACGCAGCACAGGCAUACGUGCAUGUCCGUGACGUCGCGGACGCGCACGCGCGUGCGUACGAGAUGCCUGACGCGCAUGGCCGGUACCUCUGCGCGGGGCGCACGCUGCACCGCGCCGAGGUGUGUCGUAUCCUCGCCAAGUUCUUCCCGGAGUACCCCGUGCCCAUGAGGAGCAAGGAAGGGGCGGGCGAGAUGAAGAAGGGGUGCCGGUUCAGCAGCCGGAGGAUCAUGGAGCUCGGUGUCAGCAUCACGCCGGCGAGCCAGUGUGUCUACGACACUGUCACCAGCCUUCAGGACAAGGGCAUCUUACCCCGUCGCGACGCUGAUAUGUCCUGACAACUCCAUGGCCAUGGGCACCUUGGUCAAGUUAGAUGCGUGCCCGUUUGAUGAUUGCAAGUCGUGGCAUUGUAUUCCCCAUUUCCUCCUUACUUGUUCACCAAUUAAUUUAAGUGAUCUUUAUUGAAAAAAUAUGUCCGAAUCUUUA